Messenger RNA from Coregonus clupeaformis (lake whitefish), 2277 nucleotides. It is a transcript of the gene atg5, whose product is annotated as ATG5 autophagy related 5 homolog (S. cerevisiae). NCBI's taxonomy places the organism in Eukaryota, Metazoa, Chordata, Actinopteri, Salmoniformes, Salmonidae. Gene Ontology annotation, biological process: cellular response to nitrogen starvation; autophagosome assembly; C-terminal protein lipidation. Gene Ontology annotation, cellular component: cytoplasm; Atg12-Atg5-Atg16 complex; phagophore assembly site membrane. Bases 156 to 983 code for a protein of 275 amino acids. The record is from RefSeq and is a predicted model, not a curated record. The transcript has 8 exons.
GGAAAAGGGGGAUUUCCUUGCUUUUUUUCCUUGACAGGCGAAUGAUAACACCACCACGGCCCUCUUCCUUCAUCGCAGCUUGUUACAAACGCUCUAGAAAAGUAGUUUGUAGCUAGAGAGUACUUCCUUUAUGUGCCACUGGGAGCGACGGGAGGAUGGCAGAUGACAAGGACGUGCUGCGAGAUGUUUGGUUUGGUCGGAUUCCGACCUGCUUCACACUUUACCAGGAUGAGAUCACAGAGAGAGAGGCCGAACCCUUCUAUCUCCUCCUACCAAGGGUGAGCUACCUGACUCUGGUCACAGACAAGGUGAAAAAGCAUUUCCUGAAGGUCAUGAAGGCCGAGGACGUAGAGGAGAUGUGGUUUGAUUUCGAGGGAACGCCACUCAAAUGGCACUAUCCAAUCGGAUUGCUGUUUGACCUGCAUGCCUCCAACACUGCCCUGCCCUGGAGCAUCACUGUGCACUUUAAGAAUUUCCCAGAGUGUGACCUGCUCCACUGCCCCUCUAACUCUGUGAUCGAGGCCCACUUCAUGUCCAGCAUCAAGGAGGCGGACGCCCUCAAACACAAGAGCCAGGUCAUCAACGACAUGCAGAAGAAAGACCACAAGCAGCUGUGGAUGGGCCUGCAGAACGAUAAGUUUGACCAGUUCUGGGCCAUGAACCGUAAGCUGAUGGAAUACCCCACAGAAGAGGGAGGCUUCCGCUACAUCCCCUUCAGGAUAUACCUGACAAUGAGUGACAGGCCGUUCAUCCAGAAGUUGUUUCGCCCCAUCUUGCCCGAUGGCCACACACACACACUGGGGGAUCUGCUGAAGGAGGUGUACCCCGUGGCGAUAUCCAACGAUGACGAGUCCAAGCGCUACCAGGUGGUGAUCCAUGGGAUUGAGCCCCUGCUGGAGACCCCGUUGCAGUGGCUGAGCGAGCACCUCAGUCACCCCGAUAACUUCCUCCACAUCAGCGUCAUACCCGCGCCUAGCGACUGACACCCCUGGCAAAGUUUGGUAACACCCGGCAACUGGGAAUGUUGCAAACUCCGAACGGACUCUUUAGAGAGCAGGAAAACCCACGUGACUGGGGGGACGAAGAGUGACGCAAUCGCAGUGUGACGUCAUCUCAUUCAAGUUGUCCCAAACAGGAGCCCACCGGAGAAAAUGUACCCUUCUCUGUUCUCUUCAUCUCUUUUCCUCUCCUCCUCCGCCCUCCUUCUCUUUUGGACCUUUACCUGUUUGGGGAAAGUUGUUCUGCCCAAAAUGUGGAAGGCCUAACUGAAAGAGAGAUCAUCCGUUAAAAAAGAGAGGCAGGGAGAUUCAGCUUACCACCACCUCUCUCCUCUUCCUCCUCCUAGAGAAAGAGACAGGGCCCAGACAUGCCUAGUGGGACCCCCUACAGACAGAAGUUGCCUUAGUUUUCCCAAGUCACGUCAUGCGCUAAACGGCUGGACGUUCAUAAAGUCACACUGAGUUUACAUGGUUGUACUGUAUGCCACUGAGGAGUGAAAGGGGAUUUUUAAAGACUUCAUUCUUUGUCUCUCGCUCUCUCUGUCUGUAAAUUCUCCAUCUUCCUCUCUCACUGUAUUUCCUGUCUCUUUCUUCUCUCUCUUCCUCCCUCCCACUCUUUCUCUCUCAUGUGUCAUUUACUGCCGAUGCUCUCUCAUCUCCAUAGCUAAUUAUCUAUUGGAAUUCCUCCUGCUGCUAAUGAGACCGCUAAACUCCUGUCUCCAUGCCAAGCCUUGGGGUUGUGUGUGUCUGUGUGUUGUAAUUAGAGACAUCAUUUAUAGUCUCCUAGAGGGGCAUGGAGGGGGUGAGGAAGGUGUGAAGAGUCCGAAUGGAAUCCUGUCUGUCUUCUCUCUUGCGUGUCUCGUGUCAAAGGGAGACGGAGCCAGACAUGUAAUUUGGAGUGUGUUGUUGCAGUCGGAGGGGAGGGAAGCUUGUGAUGAUGUCACACCUGUCUCAGCACGUCAGGCUUCCUCAUUCGCCGCCUAGGAGGAUGGGAAUAGGGGAGUUUACAGCUCUGAGUCGGGGCUGGGCUCGACGUGGGGUACGGUCUGAAGGGUAGGCGUGUGGGUAUGUACACGUGUGUGGGAGUUUACAGCUCUGAGUCGGGGCUGGGCUUGACGGGGGUACGGUCUGAGGGGUAGGCGUGUGCAUACGUGUGUGUAUGUACACGUUUGUAUGGGUACUUUUUACACAUUUUGUUACAAAGUUGGAUUAAAAUGGAUUUCAUUGUAAUUUUUGGUCAAUUUGGUCAAUGAUGUACACAAAAUACUCUAAUGUCAAA